This is a messenger RNA of Chaetomium fimeti, 1218 nucleotides long. RefSeq lists its product as uncharacterized. Lineage: Eukaryota; Fungi; Ascomycota; Sordariomycetes; Sordariales; Chaetomiaceae. The coding region runs from base 1 to 1218 and encodes 405 amino acids. The transcript is spliced from 2 exons. The record is from RefSeq and is a predicted model, not a curated record.
AUGGUAUACUUUCCCGGUACAGAGUACCGUUCGCAUACGAGUUGCAUGACUGAAGCGCAGAAGUACCAAGGUGCCCUUUACCGCGAAAAGAAGGGCCAACCUGCAUCAUUCCCCGCGCAGAACACGAACGCCAAUACAAAUCAUAACGCCAUGGCCCAUCCGGCGUAUGUCGAAGAUGUUGCGGAGGAUUACGACUCCUGGCGUGACUACGAACAGCGCAGUGAUGACGACGACCAAUCCAUCGCCGACCCUCUUCCGGAAGCACCGACGCCCCCUUCGGCCCUCGAGCCUGGAUCGCCACUUAAUGUUUUCAAUUUCCUUGUCGCCAACCCGACGCCGACCGCUUCCCACGUUUCUCUCCCAGCCACUGCGCCCAUCCAGCUCAACGAGGACACACAACUGGUCCGCUUCGACCCCGAGGCCAGUGGUAUGACGGAGACUUGCGAGGACGCCGGUACCAUGGUCCGGUAUGACAGCGCCCAGGUACCAACCCACUUGGAGACCCCCGCGCCAAAGGCAGCGCGGAAGAAGGUGAAGGACACAGACAAGGACGCCAAGAAGGACAAGAAGCGGAAGAGGUUACACAUCGAGACGGAUCACAUCAUGACAGAUGCGCCGCCGGUGCUGCAUUCAGGAUUGACGGGCGGCAUGAACCGGUUGAUGUCCAGACCCACCGUCUUCCCGCCGUCGCCGGAUUACUCUGGCGGUGACGUCGCCGAGACGCCAGCCAGCCCGCUCAAGAAGAGCAAGUCGAGACAUCGCGGGUCUAGCCGGGCAACCGAGACCCUAGGUAACAGCCUCAUGGCCAUGAUCGCCGCCAGCUCCAAGCCCAAGCCCUCAUCCAAGAAGCGUACCAAGUCAAAGUCCAGCUCGACACCGUCCAAGGCAAAGAAGAAGCGCGGCACCAAGGCCCUCGAGGCGCCACAGGAGCAGAAGCUCCUCGAGUUCAGGCCCGGGUCCAAGGACGGCAAGGAGGAAAACGGUACCAUGGUCGUGUACAAACCGCGGGCGGAACACUUCCUCAGCUUUGUCAACAAGGGUCCCGAGAGUGAGCGCGGGUGCAGCGUCAACAAAGCUCUGAAGCGGUUCCAUCGCGAGAGGGGUGCGUCGGGUGUGCCGGUGACUAAGCUGAUGGAGGAGAAGGAGCUGUGGAGGACCCUGCGGAUGAAGAAGAAUGACCGCGGGGAGAUUGUGCUGUUUUGUAUCGAUGAUGAAUGA